AUGUCUUCGCUUGAUCUUGACCUCGUUGCUCCCACGAUCCAUGUCAAUAGCCAGUGCUAUGAGAAGCGUGACGUUUCUGCUUUGGCAGGGCACGUCGUUCUCUCAGCGACUUCAUUCCCACCUUUGGCCAAUUUGACCCAUAUCCACGUUCGGUUUAUUCAAUUUGUGACAUCUACAGCGGAUAGCAAAACCACUUGGCGGGAUUUAUGUCGGUUCUACAAAUCAACGAAGAAAUCACACCAGCCGAGUUCAAGGAAUGAACGAACUAUUCAACACGUUUCUCUCCCGAUACUGUCCAAAGGACUAGUGAGUUCCGCAGGGAGGAUUGUCUCAAAGUCUUACUUCAACUUGGAGAUUCCAACAAACAUACCCGGAACGACAGAAACACCUAUUGGAAGCAUCACCUACGCGAUAGAAGCCACGGCAGCGACAUCAAAACAUGUGCUUAUCACCAACCGCCGACCCCUAAAGCUUAACCGCCAAGUAAUUCAGUCUGACCCGACAAAGACUCAGUAUCGCGUAUACUUCCCAACCUCAAACUCCAUACAAGGGAUGAUCCUCUCGCAAAACUCGACACCGAGAUCUGGACCGCGGAUCUCAUUCACGGCUACAAUACAUACUCGUUGGGAGACAGCCCAGGCGGAUCGUGCAACAGAGCGUCGCCAUAUUGUGGUACGAGAACUGAGGUGGCAAGCCGAAGAGAUAGUCAAGCUCAUGAGCAAGUCCAAUAGCUCAGACGAGAAAUAUUCUAUCUGCGAACGACAGUCGGUCCGCAAGUUAUGCGAUGGAAGUACAAAAGAGUACUGGGGAUAUGGUCACAACCCAUACAUUAAGCAACCACACGGACAGAACGUCGAGGGAAAGGGAGGAGAGAAUUCGAAUAUUUGCGUUCCGUUUGGUUUCACAAUCCCAAAACAGGUCGCGGUCGUCGAUGACAUUGACCUUGCUGCAUAUGAUAUCGGCGCGGAUAGGGUUGGCGAUAUUCCACAGUGCAGUUUUCCUAGGGACGUUUGUUUCCCCUCGCCGGAAAAAAUGACGAAGGGAAUUAUUGUUUAUCAUCAGUUGAAGAUUGAAAUUGUUACAGGGGAAGAUGUGUUUCAUAAAUGUACUGGCAAGCUUGUGGAGCGGAUCCAGCAAACUAUUACAUGUCCUGCAAUUCCGUUGAGUGUUUGCGAAGUAUCUAUCUAG
Messenger RNA from Penicillium griseofulvum, 1188 nucleotides. RefSeq lists its product as uncharacterized. The record is from RefSeq and is a predicted model, not a curated record. The coding region runs from base 1 to 1188 and encodes 395 amino acids. NCBI's taxonomy places the organism in Eukaryota, Fungi, Ascomycota, Eurotiomycetes, Eurotiales, Aspergillaceae. The transcript has a single exon.